AUGGCCUUCACAGAGUCGGAAAAGUACCACGAUGGGGUGACACCAUUGAAGACAAAGGGCGAGAUUGAUAUUGUGCGCUUAGAGGCCGCAUUGGGGCACAAGCAGGAGCUCAAGCGCAAUUUUGGGCUGUGGAGCUUGACCAGUCUAGGUAUUGUGAUCGCAAACUCUUGGGCGUCAACCGGUGGAACAAUUGUAGCUGCGCUGAAAAAUGGUGGUCCCAUGGCAGUUAUCUAUGGCCUUAUUCUCGUCAGCGUCUUCUAUACAGCUAUCUCCGCAUCACUGGCUGAGCUGGCUUCAUCAAUGCCGUCAGCCGGGGGUGUAUAUUACUGGUCCUCGGUGCUGAGUCGAAAUCGUGGUCGCGGGGCCGGGUUCUUCACUGGUUAUCUCAAUGCUUGUGCGUGGCUGCUGUCUGCCUCAUCAAUGAGUUCCAUGCUGGGUAAUGAGGCGGUGGCAAUGUACCUGCUCAAACACACCGAUAUGACCUGGAAUUCAUGGCAGGUUUUCAUCGUGUUUCAAAUUGUCAAUUGGAUGUGCUGUGCUAUUGUCUGUUUCGGGAAUCGGUUUAUCCCGUUGAUCAACCGGAUUGCGUUGAUUCUGUCAAUGUGCGGAUUGGUGAUCACGGUGAUCGUGUUGGUUGUGAUGCCGAAGACAUAUUCAAGCAACUCGCAGGUCUGGGUUGAGUACCACAACGAGACUGGAGGAUGGUCAGAUGGCGUGUGUUUCAUGACGGGACUACUGAACGCAGCCUUUGCAGUCGGAACACCAGAUUGUAUCAGUCAUCUCUCAGAAGAAGUACCCAAGCCUGAAUCCAGGGUCCCCACAGGCAUCAUGCUCCAAAUGCUAACCGCCUUCACAACAUCUUUCGUCUACCUGAUCGCUCUCUUUUAUUCAAUUCAAGACCUCGAUGCUGUCUACACCAGCAGCAUCGGUUUUUUCCCAACUGCCGAGAUCUACCGACAAGCUACAGGCUCGAAUGCCGGUGCCAUCGGUCUCAUUGCCGUUCUUUUCCUAGCAACAUUCCCAACACUCAUUGGCACAUUUGUGACAGGUGGUCGCAUGUGGUGGAGUCUUGCACGCGACAACGCGACACCCUUUGCCAGUUAUUUUGCCCAAAUCCACCCAACACUCGAUUGCCCAGUUCGCGCAACAGUCGCCAUGAGCGGACUUGUCACCUGUCUAGGAUGCAUAUACGUCGGCAGUACCACCGCCUUCCAGGCACUAAUCUCUUCAUUCAUCGUGUUGAGUUCACUUUCUUAUCUUGGCGCAAUCCUGCCGCAUGUUCUUUCUGGACGCAGGAACAUGGUUCCCGGACCCUUCUAUAUGGGACAGAAGCUAGGGAUGGCAGUCAAUAUCACCGCAUUGCUUUACAUUAUGGUUACGGUUGUGUUCUUCUGUUUCCCGCUGGUCUUGCCUGCCACCGUGAAAAAUAUGAAUUACACUAGCGUAAUCAUUGUGGGCUUGAUGGCCUUGACAGCUAUGUGGUGGUUAUUCAGAGGAAGACGCGAAUACCAAGGCCCACAGUAUAGCUUUGAGGCCGCAGAGAGAUUGACUGCUUUCCAAAGUGGUAAGGAAGGGCGACGGUCAUUUAUCGAUUUGGCCAGUGAGUCGCCUGCGCCUCGUCUUGACGAUCACCCAGCUUUCAAGAGAUAA
Messenger RNA from Penicillium pulvis, 1650 nucleotides. Its product is annotated as putative choline transport protein. NCBI's taxonomy places the organism in Eukaryota, Fungi, Ascomycota, Eurotiomycetes, Eurotiales, Aspergillaceae. The record is from RefSeq and is a predicted model, not a curated record. The transcript is spliced from 3 exons. Gene Ontology annotation, cellular component: membrane. Gene Ontology annotation, molecular function: transmembrane transporter activity. Gene Ontology annotation, biological process: amino acid transport; transmembrane transport. The coding region runs from base 1 to 1650 and encodes 549 amino acids.